Messenger RNA from Pochonia chlamydosporia 170, 1707 nucleotides. RefSeq names its product MFS monosaccharide transporter. Gene Ontology annotation, biological process: carbohydrate transport; transmembrane transport. Lineage: Eukaryota; Fungi; Ascomycota; Sordariomycetes; Hypocreales; Clavicipitaceae. The coding region runs from base 1 to 1707 and encodes 568 amino acids. The record is from RefSeq and is a predicted model, not a curated record. Gene Ontology annotation, molecular function: carbohydrate:proton symporter activity. Gene Ontology annotation, cellular component: membrane. The transcript has 7 exons.
AUGGGAGCCGAUUCCGGUGCCAAUAUAUACGAUGCCGCUCUUCGUCGUCGCCAGGCUCUCAUGGGAGCGAGCGGUCCGCUGGCCCUUGUCGAGAACCGAAGGGUAUUUCUGAUUGCGGCGUUUGCAACCAUAGGCGGUGUAUUGUACGGCUAUAACCAGGGCAUGUUUUCUGGUGUUUUGGCCAUGCCGUCGUUUCAGUCUCACAUGGGUGAAUAUGACCCUAUUGAUCCUAAUGCCGACCAGACCAAGAAGGGGUGGUUGACUUCGAUUCUGGAACUUGGCGCUUGGUUGGGGACAUUGCUGUCUGGGUUCCUGGCUGAAGCUAUUUCUCGAAAAUACGGUAUCCUUGUUGCUGUGGUGGUGUUUGUGCUGGGUGUUGUUAUCCAAGCUACUGCUAUGAGUGCGGGAUACCAGGCCAUUCUUGCUGGCCGCUUCAUCACUGGAAUGGGCGUCGGGAGCUUGUCCAUGAUUGUGCCGAUUUACAACUCGGAAUGCGCACCUCCCGAGGUCCGUGGUGCUCUCGUUGCGCUUCAACAACUUGCCAUUUGCUUUGGCAUCAUGAUCAGUUUCUGGAUAGACUAUGGCACAAACUACAUCGGCGGAACGACACUCGAGACACAAAGCAACGCAUCUUGGCUUGUCCCUGUCUGUCUGCAAAUCGGACCGGCGCUCAUCCUUUUCGCAGGCAUGCUCUUCAUGCCUUUCUCGCCUCGCUGGCUCGUUCACCAUAACCGCGAGGAUGAGGCGCGGAGAGUGCUUGCGAAUUUACGUGGUCUCCCGCAAAAUCACGAGCUGGUUGAGCUCGAGUUUCUCGAGAUCAAGGCGCAAUCAUUGUUCGAGAAGAGAACCGUGGCAGAACACUUUCCGCACUUGCAGGAACAAACGGCUUGGAAUACCUUCAAGUUGCAGUUUGUGGCCAUCAAGUCGCUGUUCCAGAGCAGGGGCAUGUUUAAGCGAGUUGUGGUGGCCACAGUGACCAUGUUCUUCCAGCAAUGGACCGGUAUUAAUGCCGUGCUGUACUAUGCGCCCACCAUCUUCAAACAGCUGGGUCUUAGUAGUAAUACAACCUCUCUGCUGGCCACGGGCGUGGUCGGCAUCGUCAUGCUCAUCGCGACAAUCCCUUCCGUGCUAUGGAUCGAUCGAAUUGGCCGAAAACCGAUGCUUACAAUUGGGGCGUUGGGAAUGGGGGCCUGCCACAUCAUCAUUGCUGGUAUCUUUGGCAAGUAUAGCAAUGAUUUCCCAGACAACCCUGCUGCUGGCUGGGCUGCUGUCGCCAUGGUCUGGCUUUUCGUCAUUCAUUUUGGUUACUCCUGGGGUCCUUGUGCGUGGAUUAUCGUGGCAGAAAUUUGGCCAUUGUCCUCUCGACCAUAUGGUGUUUCGUUGGGGGCUUCCAGCAAUUGGAUGAACAACUUCAUUGUUGGUCAGGUUACACCUGAUAUGCUUUCAAAAAUUACGUACGGCACCUAUAUUCUCUUUGGCAUCCUCACCUUUAUGGGCGCUGGGUUCAUCUGGUUCUUUGUCCCGGAGACAAAGCGCCUUACGCUGGAAGAAAUGGAUGUUGUGUUUGGUUCCGAGGGCACAGCUCAGGCCGACUUUGAGAGAAUGGAAGAGAUCAAUCGUGAAAUUGGCCUUGUUGCUGUGAUAAAUGAUUCGGCUUCGGGGACGUUGGAUGCAAAGGAUAUGGUGGCGGAAAAAGGCGAUGACUAA